Messenger RNA from Papilio xuthus (Asian swallowtail), 854 nucleotides. RefSeq lists its product as uncharacterized. NCBI's taxonomy places the organism in Eukaryota, Metazoa, Arthropoda, Insecta, Lepidoptera, Papilionidae. The transcript has 3 exons. Bases 1 to 612 code for a protein of 203 amino acids. The record is from RefSeq and is a predicted model, not a curated record.
AUGGCAGCCGCACGCCCGUUUGUGAUCCCGCUCGCCGCGCUGCUCGUCGCGCUGCUCGCUGCGCUGCUCGCGCCCGCCGCGGCCGCACCGCGUGUGCGCCGCCAGCUCGCUGACGAUGCGGCGCUACAGCCCCUUGAUGACGCGGCCGAGGACGAGCAGACGCGCGAGAAGCGCAAGCUGGAGGGAGUGACGCAGGCCAAGUUCGGCAUCAAGAACGCCGUGCUCGGCUUCGUGUUCGGGAAAAUCAACUCUUUGAUCGACGCCAAGACCCGGUUCGUGGACACGCUGGACCGACAGAACAUCGAGCUGAACAAGCAGUACGGUAUCGAGCCUCCCGCACCCGGCGGCCUGGCCUCGCUGAGCGGCGUCGUAACGCAGGUCAUCGGGCCCAAGCUGCAGCUACUCGGGCCUAAGCUGCAAGCGGUUACCGGCCUGCUGGGAGGACUAUCCGGUGGCUCGUCGGCGCAAGGUGGGGGCUCGGGCGGCUCGGGGGGCUCCGGCUUGGGCUCGAUCCUGUCGCUGGUGACGUCGUUGUCGGGUUCCUCCUCCGGCGGCGGGGGAGGGGCCGCCCCCAGCGUUGAGACCGUGGACUCAUCAGAAGAAGAAUCCUGAUCGUAGUUUUAACGCUUCUUCGAUUUAACAAUUUCCCUACUCGUGUGCUCCGCGGUACCUUCCCCGUUGCCGAUAUCGCGCUGCAGUCGAGUCUCCCCUCUCGCUCCCCCCUUACUUUCCACGAGUGCCCGCUUGUACAGUCCGCGGCCGCAUUUCGCCCUCAUCCUCCUUCUCCUCUUUUGUAUUUAUAUGUAAAUAGAUAUAGGUGAGUGCUGGUGACUAUUAAAUAUUUUUUUAUGAAU